AUAGUGAAGCUGUCUCCCAGUUGGUUGGAUCCCACACAAACCAGUUCGGCAAGCUUCGAUGAGUUCGCCAACUUCGAUGACAGUAGCCCUGUGGCCUUCCAGGACAACCGACGCGUGACGGCGAUGGUGGUGGGUUUGCCGAACUGCGGCAAGAGCACCCUCAUAAACGCGCUGCGUUGUUUUACGCCAACGUCAACUCGUCGGAAGUCGGCUGUCGGAGUGGGUCGGAUGGCGGGCCUGACGAGGUGUGUCGGUGGGCCAGUGGUCAUCGCGCAUCAGCACCCAAUCCCGUCGGCGGACGGCGUUACUCAGGAGUGUUGCACCGUGCGGAUGAUCGAUACGCCGGGAAUUCUGGAGCCGAAGGCACAAACUCUUUGUGGUCAACUGAGUCUGGGCGUUUGUGGGGCGGUGGAUUGGGAUGCUGUGGACAAAACUGUUAACCACAAACCGCCUUACAAGUACGCUGUUCCAACAGGCCGAUCCAUUGUCAUCUAUAAAGCUUCUGCUGAUACAAAGCACAGGAGGAUUGCUGGCUUUUCCAAUGUGGUUACAUCUUGCCAUUUUCGUCCUGAUGGGAAAAUGCUGGUCGGCGGUGAGGAGGGUGGUUAUUUGCGCUUUUGUACCACAGAUCGCAAUAAGUACCAUUUGCGCACAUUCCAGGCCCACGAAGGUGAUGUAAUCUAUGCUGAUUUCCUCAGUGAUGGAUUGAAAGCUGUUAGUCUUGGUGCUGAUGGUUUAGCCAAGGUUUGGGACGUUUCUGUGGGUGAACUCCAUUCACAGUUCCGUAUCAGCCAGAGUGGGGAACCUCCAAGUAAAAUGGCAGUGGGUAAGGUUGACGGUAACAUAUUUUGUACCGGCGACUUCAAGGGCACAGUCGCCAUCUACGAUUUGAGGCAGUCAAAACCGACGUCCACAUUCUCUUUGCGUGGUCCUGCGUCGGCAUUACAUCUUGCCUGCGAUGACAAAGUCCUAGUGGCUGCAGCCGAUCAGUAUGUGUACAGUUGGGAGACACCAACAGGAAAGCCUUACCUCCAAUCAAAUCUCGACGUCACUGACACGACAGUGCAUCCUGGUAGCUACAUGCACUACAAACUUGUCAUGGGUCUUACUGUUAUUAAAUGUCCUGAUGUUCAUCAGGAUCCUCUCUUACUGUCCAUUGGAAUGGACAAACUCCUGCGCAUAACCAGCCUCAAUACCUUCCAAGAAUUUCAUCAAGAACGACUUGUCUCCGCUUGCACAGCCCUAGGUGCCUUUCCCGACCUUUGUCACGUUGUCGUUGGUUGUGAGAACGGACUCGUGCGAACAUUCGCCUUCACAACUCCGACACAAAUUUUCCAGAAAGCGUCCCAAAAGACGAAGAAAACAUUAGCUGUUGAUGAACCCUUUGCAGUCGUGGAUCCUAGUCUGAAGUCUCUUGUUUCUCGCUUUUCUGGUAAAUGGCGCGGAAUAAAUCUAGACGAGGGGGACAAGAACCUCACGACAGACGAGUGGUUGAGUAGAUCGGAGAAAAACCGUCCUCGUAUCGCACCAAAAGACUGGGGUUUUGAAGGUCCGCGCGCUCCACUUAUUCAUGAAAGCACGACGAUUUCGUGUGUUCCUCGGUCCAAUAAGCCACGAGAAGCGGCUCCAGUGGCCCAGAUCACCUCGAACCUGCUGCGGUUCCAUCACUCCAAAGCUCUGAGCGACGCGUUGCACGUUCGCCAGAACCUCCGCAAGCGCCACAGCGACCUCGUAAAUGUGCCCUCUUACACCUACCCAGUCGCUGUGGUGCGCGAAUUGUGCCGACGAGGCACACUGACCGCCGCAGUGAGUGGGCAGACUAAGGAACAGUUGAAUUACCUCCUCCGAUUUCUCCGACAAAACGUCUGGCUCCCACCAGCCACGCCUACCUGUCUCCUAAUCUUUAGGGUCAUCAAAAAAGUCUACAGUGACUCGCUGCUUGCAGAGAGUGAAGAAUACGCGAAGCUAUGCAAAGUGCUUAAUUGCAUGUGGCAGAACUCACAAACUGUGAACGCUCUCUCGGCUAAAAUGAGAGCGAUUCUUUACCCUGAGAUUGCUGCGCUUGAAGAAGCUGUGGUCACCACGACGACGACGUCAGCGAAAGGCCAGGAGCCAGACACGGUAACUGAGAAUGAAAACCAAGUUGACUCUGUUAAAGUGACGCCCUCCAAAAGAUCGUCGAAACGGACUGUCAAGAAUGACAAGUCGCGAUCAAUUUCUGACCACGAGUCGUCUGUGCUUGCAGACGUCGAAGCUGCGACAACCACGACAAAAAAGCUGCAGCUGGAAAAGGCAACUGAGAAUGAAAAUCAAGUUGACGCUGCCAACGUGACGCCCUCCAAGAGAUCGUCGAAACGGACUGCCAAGAAUGACAAGUCGCGAUCAAUUUCUGACCACGAGUCGUCUGUGCUUGCAGAUGUCGAAGCUGCGACAACCACGACGAAAAAGCCGCAGCAGGAAAAGGCAACUGAGAAUGAAAACCAAGUUGAUUCUGCCAACGUGACGCCCUCCAAGAGAUCGUCGAAACGGACUGCCAAGACGUCUGUGCCUACAGACGUCGAAACUGCGACAACCCAGACGAAAAAAACACAGCCAAAAACGGUAACCGAAAAUGAAAACCAAGUGGAGAGUGCAGGCGCAGCGCCGCCCAAAAGGCCACCAAAACGAAGCUCCAUCACGGACAAAACGGAAAAGUCGCCAGCCUUGAAAAAGCGUCGAAAAUGA
This is a messenger RNA of Mesocestoides corti, 2724 nucleotides long. Lineage: Eukaryota; Metazoa; Platyhelminthes; Cestoda; Cyclophyllidea; Mesocestoididae. The record is from the annotation of a GenBank genome assembly.